This is a messenger RNA of Galdieria sulphuraria, 1703 nucleotides long. Its product is annotated as trigger factor type chaperone family protein. Bases 36 to 1649 code for a protein of 537 amino acids. Lineage: Eukaryota; Rhodophyta; Bangiophyceae; Galdieriales; Galdieriaceae. Gene Ontology annotation, biological process: 'de novo' cotranslational protein folding; protein transport; protein unfolding. The transcript has 4 exons. Gene Ontology annotation, molecular function: ribosome binding; peptidyl-prolyl cis-trans isomerase activity; protein folding chaperone. The record is from RefSeq and is a predicted model, not a curated record.
GUGUCAUUAGUCGACAUAUAUCAAUACUCUAGUCCAUGACAAUGAUGGAUUGUAUGAGAAAAGCUGGAUUGACAGCAAUGUGGAGUUUUCAGUCGUCCCCAGUGCUACAUGUCAUACGUUUUCCUUGUCGUGUUUGUAAUAAAACCACAAACCAUCCCCAGCAGUUUUUUUGUUCGCAAUACACUAGUUUUUGCCCUCGAAAAGUUCUCAGGUUGAAACUUGAAAGGGGACAUAGCGUUCGGUGUGUCACUAGAACGUUCACUUGUAAUGUUAAAACAGAAAGCGUUCCUGACUUGGAAGAACAAUCUUAUGAGAUUGUUGAAGAGAAGCGGUUGCCUGGUUCCAAGUUGUGUAUUCACGUACGAGUGAGCGGGUUUCGAACUAAACAAUGCUUUGAAAGUCAACUAUCGGAGUAUUCAAAGACAGCAAUAGUACCUGGAUUCCGUAAAGGAAAAGUUCCUAGACCUGUGUUGAUCAAUCAAGUGGGUUCGACAGUAGCGUCCAAGGCUUGUAGAGAGUUGAUACAAGAAACAGUGAGGCAAGUACUUACAAAAGAAAGUUAUACACCUCUUAGCAAAGCAACUUUGAGUGAUAAUGAGGAGGAGAUUGUGAAUACUUUCGAGCCUGGUCGUCCGUUCUCUUUUCAGUUUGUCUUUGAAACGUACCCUCUUGUCAACUUCAAAGAUGACUACAAGGGUUUGCACUUAAAGGUAAAUCGAGAAGUUUUUCAGUCAAGUAUGGUCGAGAAUACACUUUUAGAGCUACAAGAGAGAAACGCCAACUGGGUGACUGUUUCAGAUGAAACUGUUGCUGGCCAUAAUCAUACCGUAGUUGUUGAUAUCAAAGCUUGGUAUGCCAAUCCCGAUGGUACGAAAGGUGCAUCUCUUUCGCACUUGGUAUCCGAUUCAGAAGCUGAAGUGGAUAUGGAACGAGGAAAUUAUAUGGAAGGUUUAAAGGAAGGACUUAUAGGGGCUCAUGUUGGAGAGACCGUUAGUAUUCCAUUAAAAUUUCCGGACAAUGCCAAACGUCAAGACUUGAGAGGAAUAUCAGCUAUUUUUGAUAUCUCGAUAAAAGAAUUGAAGCGAAAGGAAUUGCCUCCUCUGGAUGAUUCAUUGGUAAAGAAUCACACCCAUUAUUCUUCCUCACAGGAGCUUCGCGAUGCAAUAACGAAGCAGUUGGGAGUAGAAAUACACAAAGUGAAUGAUAGUCAUUUGGAAAGAGCUUUGGAAGAUUCCUUAGCAGAAAUAGUAGAAUUGGAAAUACCGCAACAAGUGGCAGAAGAACACUCGCAACGGAAAUUUGCCAAUCUUCUGACGGAAAUGAAGGAGCAAGGAGUGGGUGAAGAAACGAUGAAUAAGUCAUUGACUCAAGAAACUUAUCAAAAAUAUAAACAGGAGACUUGGACAGCCACUUUGAAAGAAUUGAAAGUUUGGUUUGCAUUGCAAGAAAUUGCAAGGAGAGAACAACUAGUGCCGAAUAAUGAAGAAGUUGCUCAGGAGUUGAAGAAAGUUGAGGAAGAGAUGAAUGAAAAAGAAGUGGACUGGGCAGCUACCGAGGAAAGAAUCCAAACCGACUUGAAACAUUCGAAAACCAUAGAUUUCCUGAAAGAUCAUGCUCGAAUAGAAUAUAUUUCGAAUGAAAAUAUAUAAAACAACUUGCCAUUACUUCCCACUUUUUGGUGAGGCUUCUUUACACGGAUUGUC